AUGGAAUAUCUCCCCCAGCAAAACCGGAAGCUGGCCGGCGAGGAUAUCAGCGACCAAAUUUCCGCCGAAGGCAAACGGGUAGUGAUACUGGGCGGCGGGGACACCGGCGCCGACUGCCUGGGCACGGCUCAUCGCCAGGGCGCCGAAGUCGUGCGCCAGUUUGAACUGCUGCCGGAACCGCCCGAGGAACGGGCGGAUGAUAAUCCGUGGCCCCAGUGGCCGAUGAUACUGCGUACUUCAGCCGCCCACGAAGAAGGCGGAAUCCGCGACUACAACAUCCUCACCAAGUCGUUGAGCGGUAACGGCCAGCGCGUUGAGCAACUCCACGCCGUCCGCGUGGACUGGACCAAAGGUGAAGAUGGACGCUUUCAGAUGGCCGAAGUCCCGGGUAGCGAAUUCAUCGUGGAGGCCGACCUGGUGUUGCUAGCCAUGGGUUUCCUGCACCCGGAGCAUGACGGAAUGCUCCAGCAACUGGGCGUUGAGCUGGAUGGCCGCGGCAAUGUGCAGGUUGACGAUAACAAGAUGACCUCGGUGCCCGGCAUAUUCGCCGGCGGAGACAUGGUGCGCGGCCAGUCGUUGGUAGUGUGGGCCAUCGCCGAAGGCCGAGACGUGGCGAGGGGCGUCGACCGAUACCUGACCGGCGCCAGCCACCUGCCCCGUUCCUCCGCUACUACCUGA
This is a messenger RNA of Geodia barretti, 678 nucleotides long. NCBI's taxonomy places the organism in Eukaryota, Metazoa, Porifera, Demospongiae, Tetractinellida, Geodiidae. The record is from the annotation of a GenBank genome assembly.